UACGUUUUCACUCUUUGUACCUGCCUCUUAUUGAAAGGUCAUUUUGUUAUUCAUAUUGAAUAAAAUCUAGAUAAAUAUAAAAUGGCAAAAGAGGAUGAAGAAGACACAUUGCCCGAUAAGGAUGCAGCAAAAGGAUUUUACGCAAGAUACGAGCCGAAAGAAAUAUUGGGAAGAGGAAUCAGCUCAGUUGUACGUCGUUGCAUUGAUAAAGAAACAGGCAAGGAGUAUGCUGCUAAAAUUAUUGAUUUGGGAAUAGCUGAAGGAUCUGAUUCAAAUCAAAUGCUAGAGUCAACAAGACAAGAAAUCAAUAUACUUCGGGAGGUAAAAGGACAUCCAUACAUAAUUGAGCUUCAAGAUGUAUUUGAAUCAGAUGCAUUUAUGUUUCUGGUAUUUGAACUUUGCCGUCAUGGAGAACUAUUUGACUACUUGACGUCUGUCGUAACAUUGUCUGAGAAAAAAACUCGUUACAUAAUGAGACAAGUGUUUGAAGGAGUGGACUACAUCCAUUCAUGUAAUAUUGUUCAUCGCGAUUUGAAACCGGAAAACAUUUUGCUAGACGACAGUUUAAAUGUUAAAAUCACAGAUUUUGGCUUUGCUCGACAUCUCCAUGAUAAGGAGAGACUCUUUGAUCUAUGUGGGACACCGGGUUAUCUAGCUCCUGAAACAUUAAAAUGUAGUAUGUUCGAUGAUGCACCCGGGUAUUCAAAAGAAAUCGACAUAUGGGCCUGUGGGGUUAUAAUGUUCACUUUGUUAGUUGGAUGUCCACCUUUUUGGCAUAGAAAGCAAAUGAUUAUGCUACGAAAUAUUAUGGAAGGAAAGUACAGCUUUACAUCUCCUGAAUGGAUAGACAUUUCGGAGGAUCCCAAGGAUUUAAUUAGGAGAUGUCUGGUAGUUGAUCCAACCAAAAGAAUAACUGCAAGUGAUGCAUUAAAGCAUCCCUUUUUCAAUACUGUUUUAUUCGAGCAAGAUAUUGGACAUUUAAAGAGAAGUCUCUCUACAAGAUCAAGAAGAUUUAGUCGCAUAGCUGAUUUAGAGCUGUUACGCAAACAAAGCCAAUUUAACGCACGAAAAAAGUUUCAAUACGGUAUUUUAUGCGUGAGAGCAAUGGUUCGCAUUAAACGGCUAAAAUAUACAGCAGAACCACUUAACGUUGAAGAUGCAAUGCGAGAUCCUUAUAGAGUUAAAAUUCUACGAAAAGUUAUUGAUGGAUGUGCAUUUCGCGUGUAUGGCCAUUGGGUCAAGAAAGGCGAAGGACAGAAUCGUGCUGCAUUGUUUGAAAAUACUCCAAAGACGGAAUUACACUAUCUAUAUGUUAACAAUCUAAGUUAUUAAUAUAAACCUAUGUUUCAAAAUGAGCUCAUACUAUAAAAUAUGUAUAUUAUGUUAAAUAUACCUUUUCGUCAAACUUAUGCACACUCACUUAUCACACUUUCUGAGCAUAAUAAAAUAUUGGUAAAA
Culicoides brevitarsis is the source of this 1458-nucleotide messenger RNA. It is a transcript of the gene PhKgamma, whose product is annotated as phosphorylase b kinase gamma catalytic chain, skeletal muscle/heart isoform. The record is from RefSeq and is a predicted model, not a curated record. The transcript has 12 exons. Gene Ontology annotation, cellular component: phosphorylase kinase complex. NCBI's taxonomy places the organism in Eukaryota, Metazoa, Arthropoda, Insecta, Diptera, Ceratopogonidae. Gene Ontology annotation, molecular function: ATP binding; calmodulin binding; phosphorylase kinase activity. The coding region runs from base 82 to 1332 and encodes 416 amino acids. Gene Ontology annotation, biological process: protein phosphorylation; glycogen biosynthetic process.